UUAAACAUUCGCCUAUUAUUGAAGAUAUUAUUGAAGAUAUUAGUAAUCGAGAAUAUGAGGAUAAUAUUGAUAUUAGUAGUGAUGAUAGUGAUGAGAUUCUUGGUACAGAUAUUAUUAAUGAUGAUAAAUAUAAUGAGGUUAAUAAUUCAUCUUACUUAUUAUUUGUUAUUUUAAUUAUGAUAAUAUAA
Molecule: messenger RNA, 188 nt
Organism: Funneliformis geosporum
Lineage: Eukaryota; Fungi; Glomeromycota; Glomeromycetes; Glomerales; Glomeraceae
Source: the annotation of a GenBank genome assembly